AUGCUGUGCGUUCUGCUUGGCUCGCUGCGCCCAUCGCACGCGCCCUCGCGUGCCUGCCCUCCUGCCGCGUCGCUCGUGCUCUCUGAUGAGGGCGACUGGCUCGCGGCGAGCAAGCCGGCCGGAAUCACCGUACACGAAGGCAGCGACAGCCUGCUGGCGGCGCUCCGUGCUGACGGUUACGGCGAGCUGCUGCCUGUCCAUCGCCUCGACCGCGACACGUCCGGCGUGCUGCUGCUGGCAAAGCGGCCCGAGGCGGCGGCGGCGCUUCAGGCAGCUCUGGCGGAGACGGCCGUGAAGCAGUACCGCGGUGUGCUGGUGGGAGUUCCGCCGGCGAGGCGCGGCAGAUGGGCGGGCGCACUCUCCAACCGCGCCGAGGGCCGACGCAACCCUCGCGGGGUGAGUGCAGAGACGGCCUACGACCUCGUGAGCGACAACGGCUUCCUCGCCAGCGCCGACCUCACGCUCGCCGUCGGUGGCCGCACGCAUCAGAUCCGGAGGCACGCUGCUUCGGCCGGAAGCCCGAUCUUUGGCGACCGCCGCUACGGCAACCCGCGGCGCAACGCGCAGCUGCAGGAGCGGUACGGCUUUGACGGCAUGGCGCUGCACGCGUCGCUGUUGCGGCUCGUGGUGGACGGCGUGGCGUUCGAGUUCGAGGCGCCGCUGCCGGCCUCGUGGAGCGCGCUGGGGGCGCUCGACGGCAGUUAAUCUUAAUGGAGGUUUCGCGUGGACAGAGCGGCAAACGUGUUUUUUACACAGCCACUAAUUCAUUCCGUAGACAACGC
Emiliania huxleyi CCMP1516 is the source of this 782-nucleotide messenger RNA. RefSeq lists its product as hypothetical. Lineage: Eukaryota; Haptophyta; Isochrysidales; Noelaerhabdaceae. Gene Ontology annotation, molecular function: pseudouridine synthase activity; RNA binding. The record is from RefSeq and is a predicted model, not a curated record. Gene Ontology annotation, biological process: pseudouridine synthesis. Bases 1 to 705 code for a protein of 234 amino acids. The transcript has 4 exons.